AUGGUCGAAAAGGUUGACGACCUACCUAGCGAGAACGGUUUGACUGACAUCCAAGAUCACCCAAAGCUCUGGCCACGCUCGCUCAAAGCAGUAAUCCUGUUCAACAUCUGUAUGAUGACCUUCAAUGGGCAAUUUUUUGCAGCCGGUCCCGCCACCAGCCUUGUAUACCUGGUCCAAGAAUUCCGCGUUGGUUACCCAGAUGUGGCACCUCUGAUAUCCUAUGUUGUACUUAUGAUAGGCAUCAGCAGCCUCAUUUGGGUUCCUACCACUAGCGUCUUCGGUAAGCGUGUCGUACUGAUCGUCUCAAACUUUGUCUUCCUCAUUGGAUGCAUUUGGGCUAUAUAUGCAAAAUCUCUGAACAGUCUUCUCGGUUCAAGAAUCCUCGGAGGCUUUGGCGCGGGAGCUGUGCAGGCCAUUGGACCUGCGGUGAUAGGAGAUGUCUACUUCGAGCGCGAUUACUCCAAGACGGUUUCUGUGUACACCAUGUGCCUUACGAUAGGUGCACAAAUGGGCCCGUUAUUUGCUGGUCAUAUUGCGCUGCACAUGGGCUGGCGGUGGAUUUUCAGAAUCAUCGCGAUUCUGGUUGGCUUCAAUCUCCUCACUGCAAUAUUACUACUACCGGAGACAUCAUUUACUCAAAGUGGCUCCACCGGGGUGACGGCUGGAGUCUUGGACGAGCAGCUUUCCGAGGCUGCUUCUAGUCAGAACCACCGCAAGGCUUUCUCCACAGCUCUCCGAGAAGGCAUACUCUAUUUGAGACAUCCUCAUAUACAAGGCGGAGGGAUCAAGCAGUGGGUAAACACAUUUUCGCGACACCUGCCAUUCAUCGUCGACCCCAUUGCGUUGUGCUGCGCUGGUCUUUGGGGCAUUGUUCAAAGCUGGGUCAUCGUCAUCUCUGUCUGUUCUUCACAGCUGUUCGCCCCUUCGCCAUUCCUAUUUACGCCAGCUCAACUCGGUAAUUGGACCGGCACAAGCAUGAUAGGAGUCAUCAUCGCUUUUCCUAUCGCUGGUCCAGUUGUGGACCUAUUGUCGCGUAAGCUCUCCGAGAGGCGAGGCGGGCAUCAACCAGAAUACCGCUUGUACAGUAUGAUUGUACCGUUCGUCGUUUGCUCCCCCGGACUAUUGCUCUUUGGCUAUACUUUUCUCAAAGGAUCAUACAUUGGCCCUGCAGUUGGCUUUGCCAUGCAAGCUGCGGGUCUCACAUUAGCACCUUCUGCCGCUAUCUCGUAUGCUAUCGACAGCUAUCCAUUCCACGCAGCUGAAGCUGUAGCAUCUGUCAAUUUGCUUACGCAUCUUAUGUCAUUUGCUCUUUCAAGGACAGCACCAGCGUGGCUCUUACGUGUAGGCGUAAAGCAACUUUUCAUUGAUAUGUCAGUCAUUCAGUGGGCAGUGUUUAUCGGGUUAACGCUUCCGCUUUUGCUGUUUGGAUCAUGGAUUCGUUCAUACACCACAAAGUUACACGCAAAGAUCACUUAG
Molecule: messenger RNA, 1476 nt
Organism: Boeremia exigua
Lineage: Eukaryota; Fungi; Ascomycota; Dothideomycetes; Pleosporales; Didymellaceae
Product: major facilitator superfamily domain-containing protein
Exons: 3
Coding region: 1-1476 (491 amino acids)
Biological process (GO): transmembrane transport
Molecular function (GO): transmembrane transporter activity
Source: RefSeq, a predicted model, not a curated record